Ectocarpus sp. CCAP 1310/34 is the source of this 3289-nucleotide messenger RNA. NCBI's taxonomy places the organism in Eukaryota, Phaeophyceae, Ectocarpales, Ectocarpaceae. The record is from the annotation of a GenBank genome assembly.
AUGGUAGAAACAGAGAAGGUAAGGAGACAAGAGGCGAGGGCGACGGAGGCGAAGAAAGGACCGAGCAGGGCAGUCGAGCAAGCAAGUCAGAAGAAGUCCGAGAAGAAGCGGAAGGCGAACGAUGGUGUGCGCAAAAUCUCCAAUAGGGAAAAGCGCAAGCUGAGAGUCGGGUCGUGGAACGUGUGCGGGUUCGCAAGGAGUGAGCGCAAGCGGNGGGACCGAGCAGAACAAAGCGAUGUAGAUGAAGUGGGGAUCCAAGAGACGUGGGAAUUGAAGGAUGGGGACGUGGAACACUUGGGUGACGUGGUGGAAGUAGUGGUGAAAACGGAGCUGGAGGAAAGCCUGUGGCUGAAGAUACGUGGGGAGCGGGGUGAGAAAGACUUGUUUCCAGGGAACGUGUACGUCCCACCGUCGUCGAAGGAAGUCGCAAGCAAGGCGCAGGAGAACUUUGGACAAAUUGGGGAAGAUGUCCAGACGUUCAGUAGGAAGGGAGAAGUUGUCGUGGUGGGCGAUUUCAACUCCGGAGUAGGGAAAGCUUCCAGUAGAGGACAAGCGAUCGGGCAGUACGGUGAAGAGAAAGUGAAUGACAACGGAGUGAGGAUGCUUGAAUUCUUGGGAAGCAACGAGCUGAUGGUGUUGAACGGUAGGAGGGAAUGCGAUAAGCCGGAGUUCACCAGGCAAAGGGCAGUUUGCAAUGAAUACUCAAUCCUCGACUACAUCCUGGUAGAUAGGGGGAGCACACAGAUCCCAGCGCCGCACGUAUGUGCGAUAGAUAGAGGUUCGACCGACCACUUCCUCACAUGGGCAAACAUCGACCGAUCUAGAAAGAUGGAGAGUAAGAAACAGAGGAAAGUGUUCUGGUGGAAAGUAGAGCGUUUGGGGGACGAGGGGACACGGGAUGAAUUCCAGAAGGGACUGGUUGGAAGUGUAGAACCCUUCAGGAAAUUGCUGAGAAGCGUCGAAGACGGACAGGUGGACGUACAAGCAGCAGAGGACAGGGCGAAGGGACUGGUGAAAAAGAAGAAAAAGAAGAAAAAGUGCAAUUGGGACGGAAAAGUGCAGAAGGCCAACGGAGGCCUGGAGAGGAACGCCAAGCAGAUGUAGGAAGAGAUUAGUGGGAUGGUAAAAAAGACCGCGCAAGGGGGGGAUACAGGGGUAGCAACUUUGCGAGGUGUGAACGGUGGACUAGCCAGCAGUGGGAAGGGAAAAAGGGAAGUUCUAGCAGGACACUACAAGAGACUUGGAGUGCCCUCGGAGAAUGACGACGAGGUUGAGGCGUAUGUGAACAAGCUGCUGUACCACAAAGCAGCAGGGGCGGAUGGGAUGGUCAACGAGUUGAUGAAGUUUGGGGGGGAUGAUCCAGCUGAUGGUACUGCUGUACAAAUGGGUGUGGAAAAACGAGUAUGCGCCAUGUAGAUGGAGGGAAGGAGUGGUUGCGAACCUGUUUGAGAAAGUAGACAAGACCGACCUAGGAAACUACAGGGGGAUCACACUGUGUAAGACAGUAGGAAAAGUGUUCUGUAAGCUGCUGAACGAUAGGAUAGAGGGAGUAUUGGAGAAGCAACAUAGCAUUAGCGAGGGCCAGGCAGGUUUCCGAAAGAAGAGGGGGUGAGUAGACCACGCAUUCACGGUAGGAAAAAUCAUCCAAGGUAGAGAAAGGGCUGGAAAAAGGCAUACGUACUGUUUCUUCCUGGACGUGAAAAAGGCAUACGACACCGUAUGGAGAAAUAGGCUGUGGAAACAGUUGUCCAAAUACGGGAUCAAGGGUAAAAUGUGGCGAGUGCUGAAGAAGUUGACAGAGUGUACGAAAAGCGUGGUCAUGCUAGAUGGAGAACUGAAUAAAUUCUUCGACAUUGAGCAGGGGGUCCCACGAGGUUGCAGGCUGUCCCCAACAUUGUUCCAAGUGUACAUCAACGAUCUGUUGGAAGUCGUACUGGCAGUCCGGAAGGGAGUAAAAGUAGGGGACACGGAAGCUUCGGUGUCAGGAAUGCUGUUUGCGGAUGAUUUUGUUGGUACGUCGGACACCCCUGAGGGACUGCAACUGCAAAUUGACGCGGCGAAGAAGUUUACUGAUAAGUGGAGAUUGUCCGACAUCGUUAAGAAGAGUGCCGUCAUGGUAUGCAACGAGGACAGGAAGGCACCAGUACAACAUAGAUAGAAGUGGGGCAUCGAGGAGAUUCAGUAGUGGACCAGUACGCAUUCCUCGGAGUAGAGGCAGCAAAAGACUGCUCGUGGAAUGCACCCAUGUCCAGGAUAGCGGAAAAGGGCAUAGCACGAGCAGGGAAGCUGCACCCAAUACUCGCAAACCGGCACCUCGAUACACGCAUCAAAUUGACGGUUUUGAAGAGCGUAAUCGUACCGCCGCUAGAGUACGCCGGAGAAGUAUGGGAAGGAAAUAAGAAUGUAAUGAAAGAACUCGGGGCGGCGCAGAUGAAAGCAGCGAAAAUCAUCCUAGGAUGCUCCAGGCGCACAAGUAAUGCAGCCGUGAGGGCAGAAUUGGGGAUCCAAUCCCUACGGUCGGGAAGAGACGCGAGGAAGCUGACCUGGCAGUAUCGCAUGUGCGGGAUGGGAGAGGAGAGGUUCCCGAGAAUAGUAUGGGAGGCGAAGCGAAGUGGGCAAACAAAAAGAGGGGUAGACAACCCACGGAAUGGGUCAAGGUUGUAGAGGACGUAUGGAAGGAGCUCGACAUCGACGAAUAUGAAACGCUGGAAACGGAGGGUCUAAAGGGGUUCAACGAUAAAAUAUAUCUGUUGCUUGUGCCGAGACAGAACAGAAUCUAAGGAAAGAAACCGAGGGUAACGAUGGUUAAGAAGUGUACGGAAUGUCGAAAGAAGGAAUAGGGUUCAAGGAUUACCUACAUGGACCAAUGGAUGCAGGGACAAAGCUUAAGGUCAAAUUCAGGACCGGGGACAUAGGCCCUCGAGAACGUCGACGAAGACAUAGGACAGUCGACGACGAAGAUGACAAGUUCAAAUGUGAUUGCGGCUUCGAAUGCGAAGACCGAGUUCAUGUAGUCGCGGGAUGUCAGUUAUUCGAAGAGGGAGGGAAGUGUACAUGUCUGAGCUGGGAAAAGUACAAGGAAGGUACAGGGAGAUUGUUUGAGGCAUGCAUUAGAGAGGAGAGUAAGGUCGCUGAACUGGGGAGUAGGAAGUUGUUUGAAAAGGCGGGAUAUCGUUAGGAUAGACAGACUAGGGAAGACGUUUUUUAGCCACUUUUGGCAAAGAAGGAAGGAACGAUUGGCCAUCGGUGACCGGUCCUGUGGGAACAAUGCUCCGUCCUUUCGAGGACG